CUCUAGACAUUGUGAUCUUUACCAUCCUUGUGUACGUGUAUGUACAUGUCAGUGACAAAAAAUGUUGAAAAUCAAGCUGGGAUCUCUCAAGAAAGCAUGCAAGCCACGGUCUCUCUUCAUUAGAGCUAAGAAUUGUGACGUUCACUUGUAUGCAGUUACUUUCUGGGCAUGUCUCAGCUUUAUUGGAUUGGGUGCAGCUCUGCUGGUGUUUGGCCCCACUUUACUGGACUUUGCUGAUCAUUUGGGAGUGGGGAUUGAUGUACUGGUAAUCAUGUUCACAUGUCGGGCCAUAGGGGGUGCAGUCGGCAGUGUGGUGACGGGUAUCGUCAUGGACAAGUUAGAGCAGUACUCUUUCACUAUCCUGUGUGUGAUCUACGUUUGCUGCAUUGCUACCACAGUGGCCAUUCCUUUCUCAGUCCACAUUGCCAUGCUGGGUGUCAUCAUGGCACUCAAUGGUGUCGCCAUGGGAUCCAUUGAUAACGGUACCCAUGCGGUUCUGAUCAAGCUAUGGAGAGACAAGGCUGGACCGUGCAUGCAGGUACUCCACUUCUGUUUUGCGUUUGGAGCUUUUAUUGCCCCUCUUGUUGCCAAAACUUUUGUGACUGAACAAAGUGAAGACCUUCUUGCCGUAAAUGCAACUGAUUAUAAUGUGUCAUUUUCUUGUGAGGAUACUUUGAAUGGUACACUUUCCAGCGAUAAAACUAUUGAUCUGUUAAUGCUGGAUGAAAUUAAGGUGAAUGAUAUCUCUAGCUGCAUGGACAAAAUCCACAGUACAUGCCAAAAUUUAACAGCUUCCUCUGUGAUAACGGUAUCUAACAACUGCACACUAAUUUAUGGAGAUGAUGGUUUUACUUCGAAUUUUGCUUGGGCUUAUUGGAUUGCAAGUACUUUGUUUGUGCCUUCCCUGAUCGCAUUCAUUUACUUUGCUAUUUCUAAAGAGUUCAGUAAGAAAUGCAGCAAACGAAAUGAAGUCGAGAUCUCAGAAGAGGACGAAGAGGCCAAGAAAAAUAAGAGCAAUACAUCGAGCAAGCAAGCUGCUUGGUUCCUCAUCAUUAUGUUCACACUAUUGUUCAUCUUUAUGUUUCUAUACGUGGGACUUGAGGUGGCUUAUGGCAGUCUCAUCUUCACUGUAGCUGUUAAAGGAGAGCUGGGCUUCUCUAAAUCCGAUGCUGCUGUUCUGACUGCACUAUUCUGGGGAACGUUCGCCUUCGCUCGUCUGUUUUCGGUCCUACUAGCGGUGCUCAAAGUUCGAUCUUCAGUGAUGAUCGCUUGCAAUCUAAGUGGCAGUUUCCUUGCCUCUCUGAUAUUGGUAUUCUAUCCGCAUGAUCCCAUUGCAGUUUGGAUAGGGUCUGGCGUGUUAGGGGCCAGUUAUGCUUCAAUCUACCCGACCACUAUGACAUGGAUGAGUGAGAAUACUGAAGCGUCAGGCAAGGCCACCUCAGUACUAGUUGCAGCUGGUACUCUCGGCGACAUCUCAAUACCAUCAAUUGUAGGUGUUGUCAUAGCAAAAGUUUCCAAAGACUCACUACUGUACAUCACAUUCGGAGGGAUUCUAAUUUCAGUCCUGGUAGUUGCCGUUUUGUUCCUAGUAACAUGCUUGUAUAAUCGAUCAAGAAGAAAGGGUGUAACAACUAAUACAGUAGUUAAGUACGAGAAACUGAAUGAAGAAACUAAAGACUGUAAUUUGUCGGAAAACUGUAAUGAUUCUAAUGUUGAUGUAGACUCCUCAACAGCAGAACAAACCUUAAUAUCUGCCUCUGAGAAUUAGUUGUACAUAACUGUUGAGUAUAUAUAAUUAUUACCUUUUUUUACGAUGUUAUGUGUUAUUAUUUUCAAUUAAUAAUUAUAGUAAAUAACACCCAACAUAAUAGACGUCUAUACAGUCAUGUACAUGUAUAGAAAGGUACCAUAUGGC
Molecule: messenger RNA, 1915 nt
Organism: Halichondria panicea
Lineage: Eukaryota; Metazoa; Porifera; Demospongiae; Suberitida; Halichondriidae
Product: sodium-dependent glucose transporter 1-like
Exons: 4
Coding region: 62-1768 (568 amino acids)
Biological process (GO): transmembrane transport
Source: RefSeq, a predicted model, not a curated record